CGGGCAAAUCACAAUUGAUUCGUGCUCUUACAAAAUAUUUUCUCAUUACUAAAAGAAUGCAAAUGAUGCGAAAACUUGCACCUACCGGAAUUGCAGCAGCUGAAAUUGAUGGCAUGACAAUUCAUUCAUUCUUAGGUGAGCAACGUAAUUCAGGAAAGCCACGUACCAUUAAACCAGGUGAUUCUAAACUUGAAAAAGAAUGGCGACCUAUUGAAUAUCUCUUAAUUGAUGAGAUGAGUAUGGUCGGCUUAACUUUAUUAGGAAAACUCAAUAGAAUUAUUUGUUCUGCAAAACAUGUCGAUCCUCAAGUUCCAUUUGGGGGUGUGAAUGUAAUCUUCUUUGGUGACUACUUACAAUAUCGACCAGUCUAUGAUUCACCAUUGCAUACUGAUUUUUCAUUACCAUCAAAAAAGAGACAAGGAAAACUACUAUCUGAAAAAGAAAUUCAGCAACGUGUUGCACGUUCUUUAAUUCUUCAAAUGAAUUGUGUGGUGAAACUUACACAACAGAUGCGAACAGAGGAUUUACGAUAUCUUCAACUACUCGAUCGACUUCGUCGUGGACAAUGCAAUUAUGACGAUUAUGAAUUAUUACAAACACGAGUUGUUGGACAACCAUCAAUAGAAUCUCUACAUGAUUCACCAUGGAACAAAGCUCCUAUUCUCGUGUUUCGAAAUGAAAUUCGCACACAAAUAAAUAACAAGGCAGCAAUUCACAAUGCAACACAAAUGGGUCAUCCACCGAUGGUAUGUGUUGCUCAAGAUACUUGUAAAGGCAAAGCAAUCGAAGAUGCAAUAUUGCUUAAAAAAUUGUUAGAACUGUCUGACAGCAAGACAGAGCAUUUACCUGGUCUAUUACCUUUCGUACCAGGCAUGCCUGUUAUUUUAACACAAAAUAUUGCUACUGAAUUAGGUCUUAUAAAUGGUAUUAAUGGAAUUUUUCGACAACUAGUAUAUCACGAAGAAUCGAUAUCAGCAGAAAAUUUAUCGGAAAUGUUCCCAAAUAAUACACAAUACAUUCGUCGACCAAUAUAUGCUUUAAUUGAGAUUGUUAAAUCGAAGAUUGAAUGCAAACUUCAAGAUCUUCAACCAAAACUUAUACCAAUUCCGUUAGUAGAACAAACAUUUCGUGUCGACGUUGCUGAUAUUCUUCCAAAACAUAAAAAACCAAAAUCAAAUCAAAAGACAAUUUUAUCAAUUAAACGA
Molecule: messenger RNA, 1205 nt
Organism: Rotaria sp. Silwood1
Lineage: Eukaryota; Metazoa; Rotifera; Eurotatoria; Philodinida; Philodinidae
Source: the annotation of a GenBank genome assembly